This is a messenger RNA of Lutzomyia longipalpis, 2271 nucleotides long. It is a transcript of the gene Elovl7, whose product is annotated as elongation of very long chain fatty acids protein 7. Gene Ontology annotation, cellular component: endoplasmic reticulum membrane. Gene Ontology annotation, biological process: fatty acid elongation, monounsaturated fatty acid; very long-chain fatty acid biosynthetic process; fatty acid elongation, polyunsaturated fatty acid. NCBI's taxonomy places the organism in Eukaryota, Metazoa, Arthropoda, Insecta, Diptera, Psychodidae. The transcript has 7 exons. The record is from RefSeq and is a predicted model, not a curated record. Gene Ontology annotation, molecular function: fatty acid elongase activity. The coding region runs from base 705 to 1685 and encodes 326 amino acids.
GUUCAUUACGGUACCGACCGCGACACAGUGCGGACACAAGUUUCUUUCCUCAAGCUUCCCUCCCGCGAAGAAUAAAAAGUAAAUCUUCUGCAAGGAAAAAGUGAUAGUUGUUUCGGAUAUAAACCGAAAGUGAUCUUAUUCACUGGAAUUUUCUUGAAAAAGUGUGAGAUAAUACCAUACAAUUUUUGUCAGUUUAAAGUGAAAUUAACUUUCGCGAGAAGAAAAUUUUUUCGAAAAGGAAAAUUUUCCCACGGAACUUUUAAUAAAAUAAAAAAAAUUGUGUGGUGGAGGCGAUCAAGUUAUAAUUAAAAGAAUAUAAAAAAAUAGUAAAACAAUAUGAUCGUUGGAAUUGAUGGACAAUAAGACGAAGAUUGUUUGAGAAUAAAUUAAGAGAGUAUAAAAAAAUUGCAGUGGAAAUUUACGGUAUGACGUUAAUCUACUGAGGGACUCUUGUUAUGAAUGGAAAUAUAUUCUUGGUGAUCUUAUGUUGAUUCAUGAUACCCAUUGACUCUACUAUUGGUCGCCUUUUGAGGACAAUACACAUUUUACAGUAAAGUUUCUAAACGAGAGCAAAGCAAAAAGUAAACUCCUGUACACCACAUACAAAUAUUGGUUCAAAAGACCCCACAAGACGGUUUUCAACAGCAGCACCUUGUUGACCAGUCGAUACCAAAAUCUUACACUAUAUAUAAAAUUAAAUAAAGAUGUCAUUCCUACAAUCAAUCUACGAUGGAUACAGAGAUCUCAUGGACAACAAAUCCGAUCCACGCACCAAAGACUGGCCCCUCAUGAGUUCUCCAUUUCCCACAAUUGCAAUAAGUCUCUCCUAUGCAUAUUUCGUUAAGGUCCUGGGCCCACGGCUGAUGGAAAAUAGGAAACCAUUUCAAUUGCGCAGCGUCCUCAUCAUCUACAAUGCCAUUCAGGUGGUGUUCAGCACAUGGCUAUUCUACGAAGCAUGCGUAACAGGAUGGCUCACGGACUACAGCUACCGGUGUCAACCAGUUGACUACUCAACGAGCCCCAUAGCACUUAGGAUGGCACGAGGAUGCUGGUGGUACUACUUCUCCAAAUUCACGGAAUUCUUCGACACACUCUUCUUUGUGAUGCGCAAACGGUAUGAUCAAGUGUCCACACUCCAUGUGAUUCAUCACGGAAUUAUGCCCGUGUCCGUCUGGUGGGGCGUCAAAUUUACUCCAGGUGGUCACAGCUCCUUCUUUGGUUUCCUCAAUACUUUCGUUCACAUCGUCAUGUACACGUACUACAUGCUCGCAGCGAUGGGACCUAAAGUGCAGAAAUAUCUCUGGUGGAAGAAGUAUUUGACCGUUCUUCAGAUGAUUCAAUUCAUUUUGGUGAUGGUUCAUGCGUUCCAGCUUCUCUUCAAGAAUGAUUGCAAUUAUCCAAUUGCCUUCGCUUACUUUAUUGGCGCACACGCUGUUAUGUUCUACUUCCUGUUCUCUGGAUUCUACAGGCAGGCUUACACUAAGAAACAAAAGGACGCCGAGCAGAAGCGGCUGAUUGCGCAAAAGAAGGAAAUCAAUGAAAAUGGGAAUGCGAAGCAGAUGAAUGGGAAAACGCAGAUGUAUGAGAAUCCCGGCACGGUUGAGGAUAGCUACUCAACGACGCGGCAACGAGUUUUUGUGGGUUCCUCCAAUAAUUGGAUUUGCCAGCCUGUUAAUAUCAACUGAUAUACCAACACUUCGUACCACCAAUUUCCAAUUUUGAAAAAAAAAGUGAGAGACUAAAGAAUUGAAGAGAAAAUGUUUUGUAUACUUUCAGUGCGGGAGUUUGUAAAACAUUCUCGCAUUUAUCCAAUAAGAUAAAUAGUUUCCUCUAGCUAAGGAUAUUAUUUGUAGUACUUUGUAAGGUACACAUUAAUCUCUCCGUUAGAAUUAAUCGAUGUUUGCGGUUAGGUUUUUAUUUGGAAUUAUAAUGAAUUUAAAUGAGGAUCUUCUCAAUAAUAUAUUGCCCGAAGAAAAGAACACGAAUGCGAAGCAAAGUUCUUGGGGAAUUUUCUAAGAAUUUAUAGAGAAAAACCCUCGAAAAAAAAUCGAUUGUGUUUUAGAAAGCAAGCAGACGUAUCCUCAUGCUUUUUUCCCUUUAUCCUUUUUGUAUAGGUGUUUCUAUGAGAAAGAAAACAAAAGUAUAUAAUUUGUAAAAUAGUAAUAUGGAAUUUCAUUGAAAUUAUAUAUUCUUGAACUAUUUUAUGUGUGUGCAUGUACAAAAAAUAUUGUGGGUUUAAAAUAAAUUUUAUACGAAUUUUUUUUCAAGACA